Messenger RNA from Mercenaria mercenaria, 543 nucleotides. RefSeq lists its product as uncharacterized. The coding region runs from base 1 to 543 and encodes 180 amino acids. The transcript is spliced from 2 exons. Lineage: Eukaryota; Metazoa; Mollusca; Bivalvia; Venerida; Veneridae. The record is from RefSeq and is a predicted model, not a curated record.
AUGAACAGAACUGAUUAUAUUGCUGAAGUCAACAGACAGCUGAAUAAUACUGCUUACUACAAAAAACUUGAUCAUAACCCUGUUGAACAGUUUUCAAAAGAUGUUACUGAUGUUUUAGAUGUUAUUUGUAGGAAUGUUAAUGGUGAUUCUAAUGAUACUUUAGUUGUACCUAGUGAUGCCAGAACGCCACAGUUUUACAUCUUGCCCAAAAUUCAUAAAGAUAUUAACUCAGAACUACCACUUGGUUACCCGGGACGGCCAAUUGUAUCUGGGUAUAACUCUGUUACUGAAGGCAUAUCUGAAUACAUUGAUAAUAUCUUGAAGCCACACAUGGAAGCCCUGCCCUCAUAUGUUAAAGACUCUACUGACUUCAUUAAAAAGCUAGGGUCUAUGCCUAAUAUCUCCCCUAAUGCAUUUUUGGUUACUAUGGAAGUUUCAUCCUUAUACACUAAUAUUCCGCAUGAUGACGGGAUAGAGGCUUGCCGUGAAUAUUUGGACAAAGCUCAUUCAUACUUGUCACAUCAGACUAGUGACGACAAAUAA